AAUCAUUGGUCAUAACCAAUAUGAUUUGGAAACUGAAAUCCGUUCUCAUAGGAAGCUAUGGAUGGGUUUUGUUUUUGACUUUUUUGCCAUAUUUGGUAUCCACGGUCAGAGUUUACCAUGCUUGGAAUCAACACUUGUUGGCUAAGGAAGGUGAGACUGUGGAACCAGGCGUCAAGAUUGCUGUCAUCUCAAAAUCAGGUGAAGGUGCACCACAAGUUGCUCCAUUGGAACAGCCUGCUAGCCAGCCAUCACCUCCCAAAAAGCAGGAAAGUGUAGAAAAGCAAACCCCUAAAGCAGAAACUGCCCCUGUCAAGGAGGCAAAGAAAGAACCAUCUCCACCACCCAAGGCUAAGGGGCUUCCAUCACCACCUAAACCCACAGAACCCCAGCUUCCUCCUAAGGACAGGGAAAGACGAGUUCCGAUGACAAGACUUAGGAAACGAGUUGCAACACGCUUGAAAGAUUCUCAGAAUACAUUUGCUAUGUUGACAACAUUUAACGAAGUUGAUAUCGGUUCCUACAAAUAUGGAGGCCCUCUAUUGGAGAAAAGAAAGUCUGUGGAGAAAAAAGUGUUGCUAUGAAGGGGCAGCUGAAGC
Molecule: messenger RNA, 596 nt
Organism: Morus notabilis
Lineage: Eukaryota; Viridiplantae; Streptophyta; Magnoliopsida; Rosales; Moraceae
Product: dihydrolipoyllysine-residue succinyltransferase component of 2-oxoglutarate dehydrogenase complex 2, mitochondrial
Exons: 4
Coding region: 21-581 (186 amino acids)
Molecular function (GO): acyltransferase activity
Source: RefSeq, a predicted model, not a curated record